AUGUCUGCCGCCGCCCUCUUCCGCCGCGCCGCCGCCGCGCCGCGCAUCGCCCGCGCCUUCAGCACCUCCCCGUCUCACAACGUCGCGCGCAUGACCAUCGUCGGCAACCUCGCCGACAGCCCUGAGCUCCAGACCACCAGCACCGGCCGCGAGGUCGUCCGGUACUCCCUCGCCAGCAACACCGGUCCUCGGGACAACCGCCACACCAGCUGGUUCCGCAUCACCAGCUUCGAGCCCGAGGGUCCCCGCCGCGACUUCCUCCAGAGCCUGCCCAAGGGAUCUCUGCUCUUCGUCGAGGGUGAGGCCACCAUGAGCACCUUCCAGGACGCAGACGGCAAGAACCGCAACAUCCUGAACGUUAUCCAACGCACCGUGGAGGUCCUCAAGCGCCCCCAGACCGGCACCAACCCCAGCGAGUAA
Molecule: messenger RNA, 420 nt
Organism: Colletotrichum graminicola M1.001
Lineage: Eukaryota; Fungi; Ascomycota; Sordariomycetes; Glomerellales; Glomerellaceae
Product: single-strand binding protein family
Exons: 3
Coding region: 1-420 (139 amino acids)
Biological process (GO): positive regulation of helicase activity; mitochondrial DNA replication
Cellular component (GO): mitochondrial nucleoid
Molecular function (GO): single-stranded DNA binding
Source: RefSeq, a predicted model, not a curated record